This is a messenger RNA of Mercenaria mercenaria, 7777 nucleotides long. RefSeq lists its product as uncharacterized. Gene Ontology annotation, molecular function: nucleic acid binding. The coding region runs from base 1895 to 6649 and encodes 1584 amino acids. The transcript is spliced from 3 exons. Gene Ontology annotation, biological process: DNA integration. The record is from RefSeq and is a predicted model, not a curated record. Lineage: Eukaryota; Metazoa; Mollusca; Bivalvia; Venerida; Veneridae.
UUUUAUCUGUAUUGUAAAUGCAGGUAUUGCAUCAUCUUUUUGUAAAUUUUUGAGUUAUUGAGGUAAAUGUCAGAUUUCACGCAUGAAAUACCUCUUAUAUUUUUCUGUAUUUCAUAACAUAAAUUUCCAUGUAAAUUUCAUUAAAUUCUGUUCAGUAAUAAGAAAGUUGAUAUUUUAUAAACUUCAGUAAUUUAUGUUUUUAUCCCCAAAACCACUAUAAUGGGCCUCAAAUUGUCAAUUUAAAUUCGCGCCAAAGUAGUUAGAUUUCCCGGCUAUAUCGUGAAUCCCGUGAAAAUGACAAUAGUCAUAGCUCACGGCUUAGCCGUGAAUCCCAUGAAAUUUAGUAUUUGGCGGGACAUUAUCCUUUAAAUAGACUGGACUAGAUAUGCCUUGCGCACACCACCUUCCGACAUUAUAGACGAAUCUAUGUCUGAAUUAUUUUCUUGCUAGAAAUUUAUGCUCGAUCGAGCUUCUUCCGCCAGACGAUUUUCCUGGUGAUGUCAUAACCCGGAAGUACAAUGCCCGAGGUUCACUUGUCUUCACUCGCCUGGAUGUGAUAUUCCCAGCGCAGAGCUUUCGUCCCAUGGUUGUGCCGUAAACCGCAAAGACGAUGAUUUUUGUUAUCCUCUGAAGUCAGCUCAGGGAUGCAAUCACCUACCACCAUAGGGAGCCAAUACGGAAUCAACGUAUUCACGGUUUAAAGGGACUGGAUUUUGAGAUAUGUUUUGUUUGUGCUACUUAAAGUUCACAAUUACAUUAAAGACCUGUGUCACGUCAGAUUAGAAUGGACUAUAAGAACUUUUGUAUCUAGAGAUACUGAACUUUCUUUUUUUUUUCUUUCUUCUAAUCAGUUUUUUUUUCUUUUCAUAUCUAUUCAUUGUUAAUAAUCAUCUUAUGUAAAUAAAUUUGUAAAUAUUGUAAAGGGUGUUGAUUUGUUCUGAUGGUUACUGUCGCCGGUACGGCCUUUCCUGUCACAAUGGUGUCAGAAGUGGGAUUGGUCGACCAGACACAGUAGCUAUUCGAACAUUAUUAACACCCAUUUAACUGCAGCAAUAAUUUGUAAAGAUUCCUCUUGUUUUGUUCUAUUGGUACACAUAUAAUAGUUUUAUUCAUUUUUCAGAGUGACGUCUUACCUCAGACAAGACAAGACAGAUCCAUUGCUUCAGCUAACCAGCUUUAGUGGUCACAGACUGAUAGACAGUUGCAUACGACACUUGGAUUCUGGGGUGAGUUCGUUCCUUUUAUUUUUCUUUUGGGUUAUUUUGUGUCACUCUAUGAUUAAGCCACCAUAUAUCUGUGCUGAGAGUGAUCGCCCUUGACAAGGAGAGUUAUCCUACUCACUCUUAAUUGUGCGUCGCCCUACUUCUCCCAGUGAUCCUAUUUUGUAUUAGUGUACUGUAUACAUACCAGAUACAGUAUUUUUCUUUGUGUGUGUUAGCAAGAUUGUUUACUUGCAUAUACUUUUACCUACUUUUAAGUUUUAGUGCUACACAGUUGUGUUAUACCUAUACUUUAUCUUAGGAUAAACACUUUGAUUUAUAUUUGUUUUAUUUGUUACACUAAAGUGUUAACACUAGUUACAGUUGAUUGAUAUUUGAUAAGGCUAGGGUAUUGUUGCAGCCUACUGUCACUGUACUUUGUUGCUUGUUGCCUAUGCAACCUUGAUUGACACAUAGUACUGUUGCGCAACUUAGUGUAUUAUUAUUUUAGUGAGGACGUUUUGUGUAGUAUAUACGUAGUGUAUAGUACUUUGUUUUGGCUUCAGUGGUAACUGUUAGAGCCUUAGUGUAAACUAGUGUAGUCUAGUAUUCCCUCACGAUUGUUUAACUAGUGUCUCAGGUUGUUAUAGUAGCUGUUGUACUGUAGUGUUAUAUAGUGUUAACGUAGUGUAAUCAUGACUAGUGUAGUAGAGUUAACGAAGGUAGGAAAAGAGUUAGGUUAUGAAGGAGAGGAGUUACGUAACUUUGUUAAGGAAGAGCAGGCUAGGGAACGUGAGGAAAGACAUAGUAGAUUAGAGGCAGAGAAAGAUAGAUUAGAGGCAGAGAAAGAUAGAUUAGAGGCAGAGAAAUUAAGAGCAGAGGCAGAGAAAGAUAGGUUAGAAGCAGAGAAAGAUAGAUUAGAGUUAGAAGCUAGGUUGCAGAAAGAAAAGAUAGAAUAUGAAAAACAAAGUAGUUUAGAAGCAGAGAGAUUAAGAGUAGAAACAGAGAGAGAAAGAGAGAAGGAAAGGUUAGAAGCAGAUAGGGAAAGAUUAGAGUUAGAAGUUAGGUUGCAGAAGGAAAAGAUAGAAUAUGAACGACGUAGUAGCUUAGAGGCUGAGAAGGAAAAGUUAGAGUUAGAACGUAAGUUAGAAUUAGAUAAGUUAGAAAUGGAAAAGGAGAAGUUAAUGUUAGCUAGGAAGUUAGAAACAGAGAAGGAGGAAGCAGAAAGUAGGAAAUUAGAAACAGAGCAUAAGUUUAAGACAGACUUAGAAAAGAUGAGUAAGAAAAAGGUAAAGGUUAAGAUGUCUCCCUUUGAUGAGAAAAUUGAUUCCAUGGAUGCGUACUUGAAUGUGUACGAAACGUACGCUGUUGCGCAGGAUUGGGAUAAAGAGAUAUGGUCACUUAACUUACCGUUCCUUCUAAAGGGUACGGCAAGAGAGGUUUUUGAUAGGCUUCCGUUGGAAGAUAGGAAGGAUUAUGAUAAACUGAAAGCCGCUUUGCUACGUCAGUUCGAACUCACUGACGAUGGCUAUAAGAAAAAGUUUAGAACUGAGAGGCCUCGGGAUAAUGAGACCUUUGUGAUGUUUCUAGCCAGAAUAAGUAGAUAUUUAGAUGGUUGGCUUAGAUUGAGUAAGGUAGAUAAAACGUACGAAGGAUUGUUAGAUUUUAUUCUUAGGGACCAAUUUUUAGAUGUAUGUAAUAGAGAACUAUACCAGAAUUUGAGUAGUAAGAAGUUAGUUAAAGCUAGGGAUGUAGCAGAAGAUGCAGAUUUGUUUGCAAAGACUCGUGGAGGUCCCAAGUAUGUCGUGAAUCGAACCAAUAAGGACCGGAGCUAUAAACCAUAUGAAACACCUCAGAGACAGUAUCCUAUUAGUCGUAAUGUAGGCACUAGUAAUAGAGGUAGUAGCAAUGUUGCUAAUAGAGGUAGAAGUUUUCAACCCUUUGGUGUACUGAAGUGUAAUAAGUGUGGUCGAAUAGGGCAUAGCUCAUAUUACUGUAGGAGUGGAAAGUACGGCGGUAAUAGUGCCAAUGCAGCAGCAGAGUUAGAGGUAGAGCAGGAAAGUAGUAAAGGGGAGAAUAGAAAUAGUAAGGAAAGUAGAAAUAGAGGUAGAGGCCGUGACCGAUCUAGGAGUAGAGGUAGAGGAAGAAAUAGAGAUAGAGAUAGGAGUAAGUCAAGUAGGUCAGAGAGUGGAAAUAGCAUUAUAGAACUAAGUGAUGUUGAGGAGUUAGGUAUGCUUAGUGUAAGUACAUGUCCUACAAAACCCGGUACUUGUAAUGGUAGGGAUGUAAUCGCUAUGCGGGAUACAGGUUGUACAUGUGUGAUAGUGAAACGGGACUUAGUAGAAGCAAGUCAGUUUUUAGAGAAAACCCGUAGAUGUAAGUACAUAGAUGGGAGUGAACAUAGGCUAGAUGUAGCUAGAAUAGAUAUUGAUUGUCCGUAUUUCAAGGGUACAGUAGAGGCGUUGGUUGUAGAUAAUCCUACCAAUGAUGUUAUAAUUGGUAAUGUAGAGGGAGCUGUAGAACCUCAGUUUAGUAGUUUAGCGUCAGCAGUAGAAACUAGGGCGCAAGCCAAAGUUAAGAAGCAAGUAAAGCUUAAAGUUCCGUCUCAGAUUUUAGAUGUAUCUAGAGAGGAAUUCUUAGAAAAGCAACAGAAAGAUAGCACGUUAGAUCUGUGUAGAAAGAAGGCUGAGGAAGGUACGAUUAAGCAGUGUAGAGGUAAAGGUUCAGUUAGGUUUGAGAUAAGGAAUAGAUUGUUAUAUAGAGAGUAUACCGCCCAGAAUUUAGACAAAAGUAGACAGUUGAUUGUACCUAAAUGUCUUAGAGAAACUGUGAUGAAAGUUGCACAUGAUUCGUUACUGUCAGGCCAUUUAGGUAUAAGGAAAACUAGUGAUAGGGUAUUAGGCGAAUUUUACUGGCCAGGAGUAAUGGCAGAGGUUAGGAGGUACUGUCAGUCAUGUAGUAUUUGUCAACGUACUAUAGCUAAGGGUAGAGUAAGUAAAGUUCCGUUAGGAAAAAUGCCUUUGAUUGAUACUCCGUUUAAGAGAGUUGCCGUCGAUAUCGUUGGUCCGAUCGAACCUAUGACUGAUAGGAAAAACAGGUACAUCUUGACUAUGGUAGAUUAUGCUACUAGAUAUCCAGAAGCUAUAGCACUACCUAGUAUUGAAACUGAGAGAGUAGCAGAGGCAUUAGUAGAUAUGUACAGUAGAUUAGGAGUGCCAGAGGAAAUGCUUACCGAUUGUGGAUCGCAGUUUACGUCAGACCUUAUGGCAGAAGUUAGUAGGUUAUUGUCAUUAAGGCAGUUAACUACAACACCGUAUCACCCUAUGUGUAAUGGUUUAGUAGAGAAGUUUAACGGUAGUUUAAAGCAGAUGUUGAAGCGUAUGUGUAGUGAGAGACCUAGAGAUUGGGAUAGGUAUUUGAAUGCUAUGUUGUUUGCUUACCGUGAAGUUCCGCAAGAAAGUUUGGGAUUUUCUCCCUUUGAGUUACUUUACGGCAGAACAAUCCGUGGACCGAUAACUGUGCUAAGAGAGUUAUGGGCUGGUAAGACGGAGAAUGAUGAGGUUAAAACCACUUACCAGUAUGUUAUGGAUUUGCAAGAAAAGUUGGAGGAUACGUGUAAGAUAGCUCAGCAACAGUUAGCAAAAAGUAGUGCUAGAUACAAGAAGUAUUACAAUAGGAAGGCUAGAGAUAGGAGGUUUAAGGCAGGUAGUAAGGUACUUGUAUUGUUACCUACGAAACAUAAUAAGUUGUUGUUACAUUGGAAGGGUCCUUACGUAGUAGUAGAGGUAGUAAAUAGACUAGAUUACAGGAUAGAUGUAGACGGAAAGUUGAAAACGUUUCAAGCAAACAUGCUGAAACAGUACUGUGAAAGGAAGGAUGAUAGUAAGUCUAUACCAGAUAAGGGUAUUUUAAGUAAGGUUGGAGCAGCUAUUGUAGAGGAGGAUCAGAGAGAUUAUGACCGAUUAGAUCCGAAUGAAAGUAGUGAUGAGUUUUUGAGUAGAGUAGAAAAGGAUAUAGUUUUGUGUCCUAUAAAGCAGGGUACAGAAACGUACAAAGAUGUAGAGGUAAAUCCAGAGUUACCAGUAGAAUGUAAGCAGGAAGUAGUAGAUUUGUUAGAAAAUUUCUCAGAUGUACUGACAGAUAUUCCUGGAAAUACUAACUUAGUUGAACAUGAUAUUCAGUUGUCAACUACAGAUCCGAUAAGAGUAAAGGGUUAUCCUAUUCCUUUUCAUUCGCAGCCAGUAGUGAAAGAGGAAGUAGAUAAAAUGUUGGAGUUGGGAGUAAUCGAACCAUCCAAUGCUCCAUUUUCCUCCCCUAUCGUCCUCAUAAGGAAAAAAGAUAACAGUAUAAGGUUCUGUAUAGAUUUUCGUCAGGUCAACAAACUGACGGUUUUCGAUGCUGAACCUAUGCCAAACAUGGAGGAAAUGUUUUCAAAGCUAUCUAAGUAUAGAUAUUUUUCUAAACUAGACUUGAGCAAAGGUUACUGGCAGGUUCCUUUGUCUGAAAAGGCAAAACCCAUGACUGCUUUUGAAACCCCGAAAGGUUUGUUCCAGUUCCGUAAGAUGCCCUUUGGAUUAGUUAACGCACCAGCAACGUUUUGUAGACUGAUGCGGAAGGUUUUGAAGGACCUAGGGCACUCAGAUAGCUUCAUAGAUGAUAUCCUGGUGUAUACAAUCACAUGGCCAGAACAUGUAGUAGCCCUUACUGAGUUGUUAACCAGACUAAGAGAGGCUAAGUUAACAGCAAAACCGACUAAGUGUUUUAUAGGUUUUCAGAAGUUAGAAUGUUUAGGGCACAUGAUAGGAGAUGUUCAGACCCUUGAACCAGUUCCAAAUAAAGUACAGGCUAUACAAGAUGCCGAGAGACCGAAAACCAAGAAGGCAAUACGUUCGUUCUUAGGUGUAGUCGGAUUUUACAGAAAGUUUAUCCCCAAUUUUGCCGCCAUUGCAGUUCCGCUCACAGAUUUGACGAAAAAGGGUCAGCCAAAUCUUGUAGAGUGGGGUGAAAGUCAAGAAAAGGCUUUUCAGACUUUGAAGGCUAGCUUAAUGGGUCCGCCUAUUUUGAAGUUGCCAGAUUUAGAUCAGACUUUUAUAUUGAGAGUAGAUGCUUCAGAUUUAGGUUUAGGCUCAGUAUUGCUUCAGGAAAGUGAUGGAGAGAAAUUACCUGUAGCGUAUGCUAGUAGAAAAUUGCUACCUAGGGAGCAAAAGUACUCAGUGAUAGAGAAGGAGUGUUUAGCGAUAGUAUGGGCAGUAGCUAAGUUUCACCGGUAUUUGUUCGGUAAAGACUUUGUAUUAGAGACAGAUCAUCAGCCGCUCACUUAUUUGAAUAAAGCGAAACUUAGCAACUCCAGGCUGAUGAGAUGGGCAUUGGCAUUGCAGCCAUAUAGGAUCAGUAUUAGAGCAAUUCCUGGUAGAGAAAAUGUAGGCGCAGAUUAUUUGAGUAGAGUGUAGACAGGUGGCUAUAUUAUAUGGUGUACAGAUAGUGACAGUGUGUGUUUUCUUUUUGUGUUUGCUAUUUUCAGUAUGUCAUUUUGCUUUCAAUUAAGAAAAUUAUAAAUUUUCUUUUAAAGGGGGGACGUGUGUCACAAAUUGACAUACGGGCCUUAUUUUAUCUGUAUUGUAAAUGCAGGUAUUGCAUCAUCUUUUUGUAAAUUUUUGAGUUAUUGAGGUAAAUGUCAGAUUUCACGCAUGAAAUACCUCUUAUAUUUUUCUGUAUUUCAUAACAUAAAUUUCCAUGUAAAUUUCAUUAAAUUCUGUUCAGUAAUAAGAAAGUUGAUAUUUUAUAAACUUCAGUAAUUUAUGUUUUUAUCCCCAAAACCACUAUAAUGGGCCUCAAAUUGUCAAUUUAAAUUCGCGCCAAAGUAGUUAGAUUUCCCGGCUAUAUCGUGAAUCCCGUGAAAAUGACAAUAGUCAUAGCUCACGGCUUAGCCGUGAAUCCCAUGAAAUUUAGUAUUUGGCGGGACAUUAUCCUUUAAAUAGACUGGACUAGAUAUGCCUUGCGCACACCACCUUCCGACAUUAUAGACGAAUCUAUGUCUGAAUUAUUUUCUUGCUAGAAAUUUAUGCUCGAUCGAGCUUCUUCCGCCAGACGAUUUUCCUGGUGAUGUCAUAACCCGGAAGUACAAUGCCCGAGGUUCACUUGUCUUCACUCGCCUGGAUGUGAUAUUCCCAGCGCAGAGCUUUCGUCCCAUGGUUGUGCCGUAAACCGCAAAGACGAUGAUUUUUGUUAUCCUCUGAAGUCAGCUCAGGGAUGCAAUCACCUACCACCAUAGGGAGCCAAUACGGAAUCAACGUAUUCACGGUUUAAAGGGACUGGAUUUUGAGAUAUGUUUUGUUUGUGCUACUUAAAGUUCACAAUUACAUUAAAGACCUGUGUCACGUCAGAUUAGAAUGGACUAUAAGAACUUUUGUAUCUAGAGAUACUGAACUUUCUUUUUUUUUCUUUCUUCUAAUCAGUUUUUUUUUCUUUUCAUAUCUAUUCAUUGUUAAUAAUCAUCUUAUGUAAAUAAAUUUGUAAAUAUUGUAAAGGGUGUUGAUUUGUUCUGAUGGUUACUGUCGCCGGUACGGCCUUUCCUGUCA